Messenger RNA from Gossypium raimondii (Peruvian cotton), 2179 nucleotides. Its product is annotated as zinc-finger homeodomain protein 2. NCBI's taxonomy places the organism in Eukaryota, Viridiplantae, Streptophyta, Magnoliopsida, Malvales, Malvaceae. The coding region runs from base 1117 to 2010 and encodes 297 amino acids. The record is from RefSeq and is a predicted model, not a curated record. Gene Ontology annotation, biological process: regulation of developmental process; regulation of DNA-templated transcription. The transcript has a single exon. Gene Ontology annotation, molecular function: transcription cis-regulatory region binding; DNA-binding transcription factor activity. Gene Ontology annotation, cellular component: nucleus.
CAACUGCCGCUGAACAUAAAAGAUAAAGGUCAGGAUGGGGUCCUCUCUCUCUUUUAGAUCAUCCAUCCAUCUUUACCUUAACUACCUUUGUUUAACAGAUUCUGUAAUAAUUAUAAAGGUUUCAUUGUCUGGUGAUGUACAAAAUCCCCAACCACUGUUCAAAACCUGACCUAAUGUGGGUUCUUGAGGUUGCAGGCAGAUUUCAGGCAAACAACCCAACGUUCAUCACAUACUAGCUAAUAUUAUUUACAUGUCUUUUAGUAUCAAAGUUUAUGGGUUUGUUUGGAGUUGCAGAUAGAUUAGAGAGAGAAGAGAGAAUUAGAGAAUGGUCUUUAAAAAUAAAAAUAAGGUGUUAAGGAGGCAAUAAUUAGGAGCUGGACCAGUAUUGCAGGUUCUGAGAGGAACUAACGUGGCCUUGUCGGUUGUUCUGUAGGAGUACUAGGUCUCUCAAUGGCACCAGUCGUUAAUACUAAUCACUAGUUGUUUUUAGUACAAAACAACCCACCUGCUCCUUCGUUUAUAUGGAUUUUAUUUGGAUCUGAUGGGUAAGUAGGAAACAAAAGCUCCCUCACAUAUCUCUAUCCUUUUUCUUUUAACCUCUUUGUCCUGGAUUUAAACUCCUUUUACUUAUCAGUUUUUUAAGAUUCAAAGUUAAGUUUUUUGCCUUCCUUAAUCUAUGCUAAAAAACAAGUUUCCUUCCAUUUGCAUCUGCUGCCUCAUGCAACUGCUGACUUUCUUACAUCAAACAACACACCAGUUCUUAUCAGUUUAAUUCAUCAAAGGUAAGUUCUUUUGCAACUUUUAGCAUAUUUUACCAGUAAGGCCCCUUAUUAUUUAUUCCCAUUUCCUGUUUGAGUUUUCAUGCCAAAUUUAUGGUUUUUUUUUAUAUAAUUAAUCCCUUUUAGUCCUUCAAAAAAGCUUCAUUUGUCUGCUCAAACACAAUUUCAGGAAACAGGUUUUGGGUAUUAUUGCUUAUUCCUUUAAUUAAGUGAAUAAAUGAUGGUGAAUUAGGGUUUAAAAUAUAUUAGUAAAUGUUUUACUACUAUAUAUUAGUUUAAUAAAAGGUCAGGGUGUCUGAGAUCAAGAGUUUUUUAUACAUUAGAAACCAUAGUUUUAAUGGAAGUGAAAGGCCAAGAUAAGGAAAUGGGGAUGCCGAGCUCUUUUAGUUGUAAUAAUAAGCUGAAUCAAGCUGAUUCUUCCUUAAAACUCUCAUCUUCUUCUGCACCUAUAAACCAAUCAAGAACCCUAGAUCAAUACAAUGAAUCAAACCCAUCACAACAUCAAAUAGACAAUCCCAGAAGCAAUCCAGAUCAUGACCGAAAUCCAGUUUCAUCUCCGAUUCCAACAGUUGCUGCUCCAACAUCAACAACUAUAAGCUCGACUCCUUUGAUAAGAUAUAGAGAAUGUUUGAAGAACCACGUUGCCAGCAUGGGUGGUCAUGUCGUCGAUGGCUGCGGAGAAUUCAUGCCCAGCGGCGAAGACGGCACCCAAGAAGCCUUGAAAUGUGCAGCCUGUGAAUGCCAUAGGAAUUUCCACAGAAAAGAAAUCGACGGCGAAACACAAUAUCCCGCCACAAGGUGUUGUUUUACCUACAAAAACAACGCGAGAAGAGGACCCGUUCAUCCUCAACAACCAACACCUCUUCGUCAACAAAGAUUCUCCCUUGAAUUGUCUAACAGUCCGUGUUUGCCAAUUGCACCGGCUGCGAUGAUGAACUUCCGUGGCGGCCGGGCGGAGUCAUCAAGUGAAGAACUGAACAUGUUUCAUUCUAAUGAAGCAGGAGGUCGACAACCAUCAUAUCCACAGUCAUCAAAGAAGAGGUUUCGAACAAAGUUCAGCCGAGAUCAAAAGGAUAAGAUGAUGGAAUUUGCUGAGAAAUUGGGUUGGAGAAUCCAGAAACAAGAUGAACCAGAAGUGCAGCAAUUUUGUGCUCAAGUGGGAGUUAAGAGACAGGUUUUUAAAGUUUGGAUGCACAACAGUAAACAAGCUAUGAAGAAAAAGCAAAUGUAAGGAAGAUUUUUGUACCAAACCCUUUAAAAUUAGUAGCAAGAGAGAAUAAAUUUAGGUCAGAGAUGUGCAUAAAGAAAUAGAUUAGAACUCUUACUAUAAUCCCUGAUUUUUUUCAGAAAGUAAUGUUUGUUUAAUUAACAUCAUUUAAAUCUGGCAUUCUUCUUCUUAA